Musa acuminata AAA Group (dessert banana) is the source of this 1242-nucleotide messenger RNA. RefSeq lists its product as uncharacterized. The record is from RefSeq and is a predicted model, not a curated record. Bases 507 to 1001 code for a protein of 164 amino acids. The transcript has 2 exons. Lineage: Eukaryota; Viridiplantae; Streptophyta; Magnoliopsida; Zingiberales; Musaceae.
CCGUGUUCCGACGGUCCAGAUCGGCCCCCCGCGAAAGCCUUCAAAGAAAACCUCAUCUAUGCCUCUUCACCGGCUGCGGUUUGCUCUGUGCGAAAGCAAAGCCUUAUACACGCCCCAAACCCUCCCCCUUGCCACCACGAUCAUCUCGCCCUCGCAAAUUAGCGCAGUUAUCUCCUUUCUCUCCUCCCAAAUCCUCCCGCGGGCGUAGGUCGGUGUCAUUUUCUAUUUCCUCUUCUCCGUUCGCUUUUUCCUCAAAUAAGUAGUAUGGUGGUGAUGCUUUCUAGGUCUGGCUUCGAUUUCCCUGGGCAAAUGAGUGUUUGUGCGUGUCCUUGGUAAAAUUGAGGUUUUGCCAGUGCUCGUAGCUGUGCGAGAACGUUCGUGCGUGCGGUGUGAAGGGGGUUUUCGUUGUUAUGAGUUAAGCAUGGUGUCGAUGGACGCGCGCAUUUCGUUAUUUUUGUGAUGUAGGUUCAUGUUUUGGAUGUUAAAUUGAGUGGAGAUAGAUCAGUAUGAAGCUGAGGGUGGUAUGUAGGAAACUAUAUGAUUAUGUUCGCUAUGAUCUAAAGGAAAUUGCUUUUCCUUCCUCUCUGCCUGACCCCCCACAUAUCAAGAAACGAAGGAAACUUACGUGGAGAGAGCGAUGGUAUGUCUUGAAAGAAGCAUCUAGACUUUAUGCUGCUAGCUGGGUGCGGGAUAUUGGUCCCGAUCUUAGACCAAAUGACUAUAAAAAUGUCACAAAUGAUGAUGGUGGACUUCGUCAAGAUAAGACUACAUCUGCAAGAAGAGAACAAUCAACAUUGGAAGAUCUUGCAGUGGCAGCUCGAGGUGGAAUGGAGACAUUAAGGCCUGCUCUGCAGCGUGUGUAUAUGAUGCGUGCCUCAGCAUACAAAGAUGCACUUAAAAGCUUUAUACAAGGGUACCAGGAAGGGAUAAAGCAAGUCAUGGAAGGAAAGGAAGGUGAAAAGUCUCAGGCGCAAGAGAACGAUGUAAAGAAGUCUAGUUGAUAUCUUUUCACCAAGAAAGUUUGUCAGGUAUUCACCAGCUGGUGCCUAGUCAAAAUUUUGUUAUAUAGAUUAAUUGUUCGAAUUCUAUCGAGGAUAUUAUCUUCCUGGCUUAUGAUAGGUUUCGCCAACUAGUUAUGAUUUUUUUUCCUUCAUAGUGAAUUGUAGGCUUGUCUAAAUCUUUCUUUUUCUUGUGAUUCUCGUUUUUGAAAAUGAAAAAUUUUAAGAUACAUUUUGCAAUUAA